Messenger RNA from Dictyostelium discoideum AX4, 2697 nucleotides. RefSeq names its product oligomeric Golgi complex component (gene cog5). Gene Ontology annotation, cellular component: Golgi membrane; COG complex. The record is from RefSeq and is a predicted model, not a curated record. The coding region runs from base 1 to 2697 and encodes 898 amino acids. Lineage: Eukaryota; Evosea; Eumycetozoa; Dictyosteliales; Dictyosteliaceae. The transcript is spliced from 3 exons. Gene Ontology annotation, biological process: intra-Golgi vesicle-mediated transport.
AUGAAUAAUAAUAAUAAUAAUAAUGAGGGGGUGUCAUCAUCAUCAUCAUCAUCAUCAUCGCCACUACCAAAUAUUUCAUCACCAAAUUUAAUAUCAAAUUCAAAUAUAGAGAAUGAUAUUGAAAUUAAAAAAAAAAGUAAUAAUAAUAAUAAUAAUAUAUUUGAAGGUGAUAAUUCACAUAUUUAUAAUCAAUUUUUAGGAGAAGAUUUUAAUGUUGUACAUUAUACAAGUAAUGCAUUAAAAGUAUCAUCAAUUUCAUUAUCAUUGAAUACAUUAACUUCAUGUACAAGAGAGUUGGGACAAGAGUUAACAGAGAAUAUAACAACAAAUUAUGAUGAUCUAUUUAAGUUAGCUAAUAAUAUCAAAGAAUUGGAUCAACUAACAGAUACUUUGAAAUUGGGUGUUUCAAAUUUGGAGGAAUCAAUUCAACGUAUGAAAAACGAUAUAUCAGAACCCUACAAUAAGGUUAAAUCUCAUAUUGGCCAAUUAAAACGUGUUCAAGAUUCUUGUGAAUUAUUACGUAAACUAAUUCGUUAUAUUCAAUUAGUUAAAAAAUUAAAAAAUCAUCUUCAAGCUGGUAGUAGAGAUUUAUCAAAAUCUGCUCAAUGUAUAAAUGAAAUUAAUUUAUUAAAAAAAGAUAGUGAUUUAACAGGAAUUAAUAUAAUUGAUUCGCAAGUAGUUUGGAUUAAAACAUGUAGUGAUCAAAUUAUAACUAUAUCAUCAACAUUAUUAUAUCAAGGUAUGGAGAAUCAAAAUCAAACUGAUGUUGCCAAUUCAUUACAAGUAUUUCAUAAUAUGACAAUACUAAAUGAAAAAGUUUAUUCAAUAGUAAAUUUAACAACUGAAAAAGUUAUUAAAAAUAUAAAAGCAUUAUUAAAUGUAAAUAAAUUAAUUGCAGAUUUACCAAAAACAACGAUAACUAAUAAUAUAAAUAAUAAUAAUAGUAAUAAUAAUAUAACAACCAAUAAUAAUAAUAAUAAUUAUAAUAAUAAUAAUAAUAAUAAUAAUAAUAAUAAUAUAAUAUCAACAUCAACUGAUAAAUCAAUUUGGUUAAAAUUUGAAUCAUUAAUUGAUACACUUUAUUCAUCAUUAAUACAAAUACUUCAUUUACAAAGAGUAUUACUUAAAAUUAAAGACCCAUUAACUCAUAAAUCAUUAAUGGAAGUUUUAUUAAUAAAACAACAUCAAUUACAACAACAACAACAACAACAACAACAACAACAACAACAACAACAACAACAACAACAACAACAACAACAACAACAACAACAAGUUGGAACAACCUCAAAUAAUACACAACCAAUUUUAAUUGAAAUGAUAUCAACUUUAUUUUGGAAAUCAAUUUUAAAAGUUUUAGAAAAUAAUUUAUUAGUGGCUGCAAAAUCUUCAAAUAUUAUAGAGAAUACAUUUAUUAGAGAAUAUCCAAAAGUUUCAAAAUUCUUUUUAGAUUUUAUUAAAAAAUUACAAAAUUAUAUUGACAUUCAUCAAAUGGAUAUACAACAACAAUUUAUGAUUGUUUUAUCAAAUAUAAAUCAAAUUAUAGGUAAUAAUAAUAGUAAUAAUAGCAAUAGUAAUAGUAAUAAUAGUAUUGAAUCAUCUUUAUCUACAUCAUCAUCAUCAUCGUCAUCAUCAUCAUCAUCAUCAUCAACAACAACAACAGCAACAACAUCAUUAAUUUUAUUAUCAGCAGAUGAUUAUAAAUUAUCAUUAUUUAAAUCGAUUGGAUUAUUUGAAAAAGCAUAUUUAGAAUAUAGUCAAUCUAAAAUGUCAACCAUUGUUAAUGGAUUAUUCCCACAAUCAACAUGGAGUUCAAGAUCAACAUUACCAGUUAUACCGAAUGGAAAACAAUUGGUUGAUUUAUCUAAAACCAUUUGGAGUGAAAUUGAAUGGUUGGUUGGAAAUAAUGAUAGACAAUUAUUGGGUAAAUUAAUGUUAGUUGUUUCAAAAGUAAUUGAUUUAUUCAGUUCUAAAAUCGAAUCAAUGGUUCAACCACCAGGUUUAAUAGUUUUAAAUUCAAAUAUAGGUAGUAGUAGUAGUACUGGUGGUGUUAAUAAUAAUAGUAAUAGUAAUAAUAAUAAUGAAAUUAUAACAAUCAAUGAAAAUUCAAAACCAACACCAUCUCAAACUGUAAACACUCUAUUAUUCAAUGUGUCAAUUCAAUUAAAUUCUUCAAUUCAAUCAUUAUUAACCUCUCAACCAUUAGAAAGAGAAUCAAUCAUUGUCAUUGAAAAAUCAUUAAAUUCACUAAUCACCAUUUGUACAAAUAUUAUAACACCUUUAAUGAAUUCAUUUUUCACUCAUAUCGAACAAAUAUUUUCAACAAUUCAUAAUGAAGAUUGGUAUAAUGAAAAAACUACAAAAAUGUUAAUAAAUAAAUCGAAUCAAACAUGUUCAAGUUAUAUGGAAAGUUUUAAAACAUUAGUAAAUUACUUCCAAAAUCAAUAUUUAAUGAGAUUUACUCCAUGUCAAUUAUUGAAUAAUCAAAUAAAAUCAAUGAUUUCAAAGAUAUUUAUUGUCUAUCUAAAGUAUUGCUCUUUAUUAAAACAACCAUUCUCUGAAAAUGGUAAAUUAAAAAUGGUUAAUGAUUUAACUCAUUUAGAAUUUGCUGUAACUCCAUUAUUAGUUUCUGGUGGUAUAAAAGAAAUUGGUGAAUCAUAUAAUUUAAUUAGAAAUUAUAAACAAUCAAUUUUUAAUUAA